AAAAGGGCUCAAGAAAAUUCUGCAAACCUUUUGGGGCUCUCUGGGUGCUACAGUCUGCUUCACAAGAAGGACCUGAAACCUAAGAGGUCUUCUUUGGAUCCUCCUUCCAUUAACACCAUGAAGCACUAAUCUAGAGCCAAGGAAUGGAGCUGGCUGUGAGUGAAGUCCUUGUUCUAGACACUGCAAAAUAAACUGCAGUAUUUGGGGACCAUGGCUACAGACCCAUUGUCGGAGCUUCAGGAUGAUCCAAACUCAGUCARCCAGUCCCUCAGCCAGCUCAAACUGACCUCCAUAGAUGAUAAGAACUGGCCAGCAGAUGAAGUCUCUGCUUUUCCCAAAUCAGAUGACUCCAAAGGCUCCCCUGAGCCUGUCUCUCACCUGCAGUGGGAUGAUCCCUACUAUGAUAUUGCCAGGCAUCACAUUGUGGAAGUAGCAGACCAGGGUGCACUUGAUGGGGCCCAACCAGGUGAUGACAAAUAUGGAAGAAAAGUAAUUUUGUUCAGUGCCUGCCGGAUGCCCCCAAGUCAUCAACUAGAUCAUGUGAAGCUGCUGGGGUACCUGAAAUUCACACUGGACCAGUAUGUGGAGAGUGAUUACACAUUGGUGUACCUGCACCAUGGCCUGACCAGUGAGAACAAGCCAUCCCUGAGCUGGUUGCGGGAUGCCUACAGGGAAUUCGAUCGCAAGUACAAGAAGAACAUCAAAGCGUUGUAUAUUGUGCACCCAACCAUGUUCAUCAAGACCCUACUGAUACUCUUCAAGCCUCUGAUCAGCUUUAAAUUUGGACGGAARAUUUUUUAUGUGAAUUACCUUAGUGAGCUGGAGGAGUAUGUGAAGCUGGAACAGUUGGGGAUCCCAAGCCAAGUGCUGAAGUAUGAUGAAUACUUGAGAUCCCUGCAGAAACCUUCACAAGUGCCCCAGAAGUCAACACCCCCACGCCCACCGCUGCCAAACCAGCAGUUUGGAGUCUCCCUACAGCAUCUCAGGGAGAAGAGCCCUGAUCAGUCUCCUGUUCCUCUGGUGGUCAGAGACACCAUUGCCCAUUUGCAAGAGCAUGCUCUUACUACAGAGGGGAUUUUCCGGAGAUCAGCAAAUACACAGGUUGUCAGAGAGGUCCAGCAAAAAUACAACAUGGGUGUGCCUGUAGAUUUCCAGGAGUAUGAAGAURUCCACCUCCCUGCUGUGAUUCUCAAGACCUUCUUGAGGGAGCUACCUGAGCCUCUCCUCACCUUUGGCCUCUACAGCCAUGUUGUCAACUUCCAGAAUGUGGAGGAGGGGAAUCGUGUGGAUGUUGUUUGCAAAGCUCUCCAGACUUUGCCAGAAGAAAACUACCUAGUGCUCCGUUUACUGACAGCCUUUCUGGUGCAGGUUUCUGCUCACAGUGACAGAAACAAGAUGACAAACACCAACCUAGCAGUUGUGUUUGGCCCAAAUCUGCUCUGGGCCAAAGAUGUGGCCAUCACUCUAAAAGCCAUCAAUCCUAUCAAUACCUUCACCAAAUUCCUGCUGGACCACCAGAAGGAACUGUUUGAGACUGCAGAGGUUUGAAUCUAGGCCAGCCCACACCUGCACACUGUGCCCACCUUCCCUCUUCUUUAUCUUGGAGMUGUGACCAAGCUGUCUCCAGUACUAAGGGACCAUUGAUCUUCUGGGUGAUGAGCAGAGUGAGGGCUGUGGAGAUGAUGCUGAAAGCGUGCAAGUAAGUGAGCAGGACACCUGCAGCUCCGGAUGGGCAGGGGAGCUGGUCUCCYAGCUGCUGAGACUGGAGUCCGAAUCCACCUGCGCAGCUCCUCCAGGGCUCAUCACCAGUCUUCUGCCCUAUCAGACGACCUACCUUCCUUUCCUCCUUCCCUUACRUGCAGUUUUUCUGCCCUCCUGGUCCCUUCCUCAGCACAGAUCUUUUUAUUCAAGCUCCCAAUAGCCCCAGCUCACCCCUCCUUGCCACAGCUGGGCUGUCUGGGCAAGGGUGGGCUUGCUGGAUUUUGUGAUGGAGACAUUGUUACUGCGAGUGCCAUUUCUCAGCACUGAAAAUGCAUCCUGCCUUUCCCCRGAAGCACCUAAAGCAAGGAAGGGAGCAGUAGCUCUUGGCUUUGGGUGGCAGCAUGUCCUACACUUGCAAACACCACUCUGAACCUCCUGCUUUAGGCAGGUGGGUGAAGGAUAGGCUCAUGGCAGUGGGSUGUGUUACCUGUCAGACUCCAAAACAACGUAGGUGAAUUUAGCCCAUAGCCCAGCCUUUCUGGGAUCACCCACUGUAGAUACUAUUCAGUGCUUGCUGGAGUGUAAUGGUUGACUUGCCUCCUGCAGCAGUCCAGUUCAGGUGUGCUUGUCCCUCCAGCAGCACUUCCAGCCUGGCUGGGAAUGUUCGUGCCAGGCCUGGCUCUGUGUGUGGGCCAGCUGUGACCCUUUGACAGCUGGUGAGUCUGAAUGGCAGGAGCAAGUGCCCUGGUGGCACUGAGCUGCUGAACACCAUGAAGAUCACUGGCUGUCCCUGCAGCAGCAGAAGGCCUCCCCUUCUGGUGUAUGUAUCUGUGCUGACUGGCACARACCGCCUUGACUAGUUGUCUUUUUAAGCACAACUUUCCCCAGCACAGUGUAACAGAGAGCAUGGCCUUGAGGGAAAGUCUCAGGACUGGGGCUGACCCUCACCAUGGAGUGCACCAGGCCUGGAUUACAAAUUUCUGCCCAGGUGCUGAGCACUCAUGUGCCAAAGCUGUGAGGGAACAGCUGUUCCCUUGGCCAAAGGCCAAGGGCCUUUGCUGUGUGUCCUCCUGGGUUCAUACCUUCCACCCUGCCAUCUGCUCAGAUGCAUCCUGUAUGCCCUGGGCACAACUGGAGAGAUCUGGUGCUCUGCAAGGCAGGCUCAGAGUAGGGUGAUCAGGCACCUCCCCAGAGCAGCUGCAAUACUGUUAGGGCAUCACUGUUGGGUUUAGGUGGCCUCAUUCCCAUUUCCUAAAAAAAAAAUAAAGAGAUCCUUCUCCUUAGCCUGGGCCUGUCAGGAUUUUACGAGGGAGCUUCUAGCCUUACUUCACUGGGGUGAUGGAUCUUUGUAUUCUUGUGCCCUGUGUGCCUGGGGCCAGCCCUCCCUGCUGCAUCUGGCCUCGGRGACAAAUCUUUUGGACCAAGCAGAAUGGUUGUUUUAAAAGCUACUGGAUGCUAAAUAGAAUUUGCUUUUUCAUCAUAUUUUAGCCUGCCUUUAAACACUGACCAAAGGUCAGUGCCCCUGGUGUAAUCAAAGUAAGUGACAUCUGCUGCAGGAAUUAAGGAGAUUGCUCUUUUUGCUAAACUCUGGAAUGGGGAUAGGUGCAAACACAGGCAGCUCUGCAAGGCAAUGCAGGUCCAGCCAGCUGGCUUGGAGGAGGCACACCAACAUGUGGGUGGGAACAGUGAACAAGAAAGUGAGCUUUACUAAGACUGGAGCAAGAGAUAAUCUAAGAUAGGACUGGAUCUGAUCCAUUCCAGAUACCGGAAGACUUUGCCCUCUGGAAGGGUACAAGGCUGCUGACUUCUUCAAGCCUCCCUCCCUCUUCCAAGAGUAGGYGCCUUCCCUGUUUGGCCAGGAUUGUUUCAUUCUGAAAAAAUCACAGCAGUAGCCAAGUGAAUGUUUUGGAGGUAAUCUGCUCCUAAUUCAUCUGUGAGCUCUUCUAGAGUGAGUUAGCAGGGCUGAUGUGCUGUGGAGGAGUAAUCUGGGGUGGACUGGUGUAGAGAGAGUUGUAYUUGCCCCAGUGUUUAAGGGGCAAGGCUGUGGAGGCUGAGGGAGCCCAGUGUAGCCUCUUCCCCUGCAGGUGCAUUGCUCUGUGGAGGCUUUGGUGGGGGGAGAAGGAGACUUGGUGCUCUGACUGUAUCUGCCACUGGCACUGGCCUCACCUUGAUAUCCCUAAAGGAAAGGCAAGCCCAGCCAACUUCUGGGACAAACAAGCCCAAGCUCAGCAACCUGGAAUCCAAGUGCCUGCAUGCAUGAGGCCUGGCCCUAUGCACUCUCUGGGGAAGGUGGCAUGUUCCAGACUUGCAGAGCAGCAAACACUGUUCCCUAUAGCCUGAGGAGCAGUGCUGGAGUAGCUCCUGUGUAGGGGGAAGGUGGGGAUUUCUGCAAGUGUCUUGAGUUCUGGCUGUGGUUUGGUGAUUUGGGUUUUUUUGGGGGGGGGGGAUUUGGGGUUCUUUUUUUAGUGAAUUCUUGAAAUGGCGUUUCCUUUUUUAGCAAAACAGAGGCUGGUGCAUCCCCUGCAGGCAGGGAUAAAAGCCUGCUCCAUUUCAGUGCCUGCAGGGAGCAGAUUCAGAGAGUGUUCAGGAACUACUACUGCUCAUGGUGGGAAAGUGCUUGCAAAUCCUGGAAGGGACCCAGUGUAAAUAUCCCCUUUCCUCUGCUGCUCCUUGUGUUGGAGCUGCUGAGGGCCCUGGAGCAGGCACAGUAACCAGGGUUGCUUUUGCAGUCUGUUCUCCUGAAUGCCUUGUAUUGAAAUAUCCCUCCUGUGUCCUGAGCAAGGAAGUGGCCCAGGGCUGCCUGCAGCCUGUGCCGGUGGGUGCUUAUCAGAGCCUGCCCCUGCUGAGGCCAGGGGGUUAAAUUCCCUCCUCACAGGGCAGGAUGCUGACUGGGCUGUGUUUCCCUGCCUUGUGUAGGUUGGGGUCAGUACACAAUUAAGGUGCUGGUCUGCGUUGGUUUUCUCCUUGCUGUAGAGCUGCCCGAGGGUCUCUYCCCUGGCUUGUCUUUCAGGUUAGCUGUUAGCCAUUUCUUCCUGUGGGGGUACUUGUUCAAUCAACCUCCUGCUUUCAGCACCUAGAACAUUCCCCUCUGCUAAGCCUCCUGCUGUCUUAAUGGCCCCUGAUCACUCCCUGGCCCAAACUGUGAGCUGACACCAGAGCUUUUGGGCAAUGCAGGGGGUCUAGGGCAAUCCAGAUGCCUUGUGGCAAUGUGUGACCUGAGGGCCAGUUUGGUCCCAGUUUCCUUUUUUUAUGCAUGGGGGCUCCUGUGCAAAAAUUUWGGCUUUGCUUUUGUUGCUGGCAUUCCCUGCUUUCUUCUUUAUUGAUGUUCAUCAGGUGAAGGCCUGUGUUUCCACGGUUCACGUUGUUUGUUUUCCUUUAAUCUGCACCAAUCUUGUAUUUCACAGUUUGCACUUUUUGUAUUUCAAUAAAGGUCAAAAUGUAAUCCUAGA
Molecule: messenger RNA, 5150 nt
Organism: Malurus melanocephalus (red-backed fairy wren)
Lineage: Eukaryota; Metazoa; Chordata; Aves; Passeriformes; Maluridae
Gene: ARHGAP1
Product: Rho GTPase activating protein 1
Exons: 14
Coding region: 211-1548 (445 amino acids)
Biological process (GO): small GTPase-mediated signal transduction; negative regulation of endocytic recycling
Cellular component (GO): cytoplasm
Molecular function (GO): GTPase activator activity
Source: RefSeq, a predicted model, not a curated record